UAUUUCACAAGGUGCUAAACGUGUGUAGUUCAUUAACGUCACAUGAUUGCAUUAAGUUAUUGUUAUCAAAAAAAAUCUUAAAGUCAUUUGAUAUAUUUUUUUUUUUUAUCUUUGCAAAAUGCAUGCAUGAACAUGUAACGCAUGAAGUGGUAAAUGCAACUAGUGUUGUUUUUCAAAUGAUUGUGUGGAUUUAUGAGGAAAAGCAAUAAUUUGACAUUGUGGAUUUUAAAAAAAAGUUAUUAGAUUUUAUUUUUUUUAAUCACUAACGGCUGUGAAUUGAAUCUGUUUUUAGUACAUACCUGAUAUACAGACUCUAAACAGAAAAAAAAUCGAAAAGGAAAAAAAAAGCAAAGAAAAAAGAAGCAAAAAAACCACAAAAAAAACAAACAAUUCAUACGUACGAAUUUUGUUUAUACUUUUACCAAGUUUAAAUAUAGCUUCUGCAAUUUUCUUGGACGGAAGUGUUAAUAAAGGGAACUGUGCAUUCCACCGAUUUCAGUUUCAACAAUAAAACAUAAACCUGGGACAAGACAAUUACAAGUGCAGUUUGAGAAUAACAGGCUGACAUCAGGUUUGACAACAACAGUCUCGUACUAAAUAGGAUCCGGCCAGGUGUUGCUUCCUGAAUGGGAAGAUUGAGAAACACCUGUCGUCUGCGAACAGAUCCUGUCGUCUGCCGAUUAUCUAAUUAUUCAACCCGUGCGCUCUUUUGUCUCUGGGGUCAUGUGACACCCUUUGUGUUAAUUUGAGAAGACGAAGAAGAAAAAGAAGACAGACAUGUUUACUAUGACCAAACGCGCUCCGGUGAGAGAAACCAUGUUAAACACGAGUGGUAGAUGAUCAAUGCAUAUGUGAUAUACAUAUAUAUUUUUGUCUUUUAUAAAUGUCUCACGAAGUCAUGUAUCAAAGGACAGGAUAUUCUGGUGUAACGGCUGAUCAAGUCACGCGCAAAGCAGACGACAAAACAACACGAGGCACGAUGGGAAAAGAAUCUUCGUCUCAUUUCGGAAAAGAUUCUCCGUCCUUUUUCGGAAAGCCCGAAGACAGGCACAAAUUUUCUCCCGCGAAAGGAUUGCGCAUGUCGCGAAAUCGCGAUGGAAAUGAGAGUCGAAAACAAGUUGAUGACAUAAUUAAUAAUUUCAGCGAUACGUUGAUCAGAAACGAACCUCUGCUUUCCAGUAAACAGAGCAAAACGGAAAAGAAGAGAAGAAAAAGUAACGAAGAUUUCGAAGAGCUGGAAGUCAUGCGCAAUGGGGCAAUCAACAAGAGCUUAGAGAAAGGUCUUCUGCAUAGGAGGAAGAAAAACGGCGAGAAUGAGCAGGUGAGAAGUCAGUUCACUUUAGACCCACGGAAAAAGAUUCCGGAAAAAUAUACAUAUCGGACGGAAACCCGGAAUUCAGGCGAUGACGGAUUUAUGUUGUUUUCAAACGAUAAAAAACCCAAAACCAAGAUUACCUUUAAACCCAAGAAGCAGAUGACAAGAAAACAGUUGGAUUCCGUGAGCAGUUUUGAUUUCAAGCACAUCAAAACGAAGUCGCCCGAUCGUUAUCGAGUUGCUGACGGAAACAACCGAAUAAGACCGAAGUCUGCCGGACAGGCAAUGUACAUGCGGGUGAACUGCCUCUCGAGCGAGAGCGACGACAGCUCAUUGGACGGCGAAAUCGAAGUCAUUGACCUAGAUGACAGUUUACAGUUCAACGACGACGUUUCCGCCGUUCCUGUUAGCGUGUUCCUUGAAGACCGAUAUUACGGUCCGGUCGACAAUACGUUAAUCGUAAACCCCGACGACGAUGUAGGACAGUUUAAGAAUCACAAUAGCAACGGGAGUAAUUUUGAACCGCGGACACAUGGCGGAAUACGCGGUCCAGUCAAAAAGACGGACGAGAAUGACGUUACCGACCUAUCUGCGAAAAGAUCGCGGAAGUUGAUGACGUCAGAGCCGCGCCGCAGGAUAAAGAGUGAAGCGAACAUACAGCGGACUGCGGACGAGUUAUCGUUCAAACAGAACAAAUUUCAGUCGGUCAAAGUGAAACGCGGGUUGAACAGUGACUUCCCGUACCAAAUAUCAGAGCACCAAGAAAACCAACCAAAGUUCAGCCAGCAGAAAGGUUCCGUCGUAACAGACUUGGGAAAUCUGAAACCGAGAUUCGGAAAAGAGAAGCAGUAUUCGGACGCCUUCGAGAAAGUGUUGUCGAAAUACUCAAAGUUUACGAUCGCGCGAGACGGAACCACGCAACCGGCGCCGAUGGACGUGCGGGAUAAACGCACGGGCGCCCGCGCGACACGUGUGCACGUGCCCCGGAAACUGAAACCAAUCUUGAAGCGAGAAAAGCUGAGCCCCAUCAGCCAGAACAAGUCGGGAGAACGUGAUUUUCAAAUCCCGUCACACUGAGAUUUGACAAACCACGGGCUGGUUGUGACGGUGAUGUCUGACGAUGACGAUUAUGAUGAUGACGAUGAUGAUGACUGUAAUGGUGGUGAUAUGAUAAUGUGAGAAUGACGAUAAUAUUGACGAUGAUGAUGAGGACGACGAUUAUGACGCAUUAGGACAAUAUACAUGAUGGUGCAAGUUACAUUAUCAUCUUAUUUCAUCUUAAUUCCUUUUGUACCACUAUACCGUAGACGUUUAACUCGUAUGAAUGCUAGACGUAGCCCAGUGGUAAAACAUUCGCCUGAUACGCGGUCGGUCAUGGAUCGAUCCCCGUCGAUGGGCCGAUUGGGCUGUUUCUUGUUCUAGCCAGUGCACCACGACUGGUACAUAAAACGAUUGACAAUGAAUAGCCAGAGAUUAAUAAACCAAUAUGCUCUAGUGGUGACGUUAAGCAAAAUAGACAUAUUUACUAUAUAAUAGACAUAUAUAUAUACACACACACACACACGCACACACACACACACACAGACACACACACACACACAUAUAUAUACUUAUUGCGUGCCAUAGAAAGCAUAAGCAUAAAAUGAAUCAUCAUCAGUACCAUCAUCAUCAUCAUCGUCGUCGUCGUCGUCGCCAAACAUCGUCACUAUGAUUAUCAUCCGGGCUUUGUUCAGGGAUUCACGGCAAUCACAAUUUCGACGCUGACGGAAGUCAAGGUUUUAGCGGGUUCAAUACUUUUUAUGACCUUCUCUUUCGGUCGAAGUAUUAUAAAGGCAUAUUGUCACAGACCACUGACCUAUUUAAUGGUCUAACAAAGUAUUACCUGAACAAAAAUUAUUUGAUUUGUCAUUAAAUGUACUUUAUUCAACCA
Messenger RNA from Gigantopelta aegis, 3245 nucleotides. RefSeq lists its product as uncharacterized. The record is from RefSeq and is a predicted model, not a curated record. The transcript is spliced from 2 exons. The coding region runs from base 884 to 2392 and encodes 502 amino acids. Lineage: Eukaryota; Metazoa; Mollusca; Gastropoda; Neomphalida; Peltospiridae.